GUAUACAUAUACGGACGUUGUACUGUCUUCCGUUCAAUAAUCCCGGUUACAUGGUGGACGACGUAGACGCAUAAAGUUGGGGUCCAUGUCAACAUAUAUGGGGAUUAUAGUUAUUUCUGUAAGGAAUAUAAUAUAACCAGACAAAAUUCCUCCCGAAAAGGCAACGAGACCCCGCGGUUCCGAAGGUUCUGUACAGGGAGGUUUCUCAGAGGUGUUCUACAUAGAAAGCUUUGAGGGCCUGUGUCGUUUAAAGAAGAAGUUUAACUUCAACGCAGAACCACCGUGGGAUCCCAGCUAGUAUCGGCUAAGUGCAGGUGUUUCCGUAGGCCGGAUUGUUUGUACAGCUUAUCUACUAUCUUAUCAAACUUGUUAGUCUAAUAGUUGUCCAACAUGAAACAAUACAUCGGAAAAAAAUGUAUGGUUGAGAUGUUGACCUGUGAGAGGUCAACACAGAGUCUUGUAGAGGAGAAGAUUCAAACCCAGAACCUCGAGAAAAAGGAUGAUGCCUUCUUUGUGGCAGACUUGGGCGAUAUCUACGAGAAGUACAACAAAUGGAACAAGCAAUUGCCCAGGGUUCGUCCAUUCUAUGCGGUCAAGUGUAAUGAUGAUUACGCCGUGCUGAAGCUCCUUGUUGACCUGGGACUGUCUUUUGACUGUGCCAGUAAGAAUGAGAUCCAGAAGAUCUUGGACCUGGGGGUGCAUCCCUCCCGCAUCAUUUAUGCCAACCCUUGUAAGCAGAUGUCCUUCAUCAGACAUGCAGCCAAGAAUCAGGUGUCCCUCAUGACUUUUGACAAUGAGGAUGAAUUGAUCAAGAUCAAGGCCCUCUACCCAGAUGCACAGCUGGUGCUCAGGAUAUUGCCUCCUACCAACUUUAAGGUCCAGUGUGAGCUGGGAAUGAAGUUCGGCUGUCAUCCCAACAAAGCGCGCCACCUACUGGAGGCUGCUAAACGCUACAAUCUCACUGUGAUGGGAGUCAGCUUUCAUGUGGGCAGUGGGUGUGAAGAGGCGAAUGCCUUCGCUGUUGCUGUAGAGCAAGCACGUACUGUGUUUGACCAUGGCCUUGACUUGGGGUUCGACAUGAAGCUGCUAGAUAUCGGCGGAGGCUUCCCUGGGCAGGAGAGUGCUACCAUCACCUUCGAGGAGAUCACUGAUGUGCUGAAUGGUGCUCUGGACAGAUGCUUCCCAGAGGAGGAGGGAGUGGACAUCAUUGCUGAGCCCGGCCGAUUCUUUGUGGCCUCAGCAUUCAGCCUUACGGUCAACAUCAUUGCCAAGAGGGUGGUGGCCCGCGACCAGCAUGGAGAGAAUGCCGAACCUAUGGACUACCCAACAGCUGAUGAGGAACCCUCGAUCAUGUAUUACGUCAAUGACGGCGUGUACGGCUCAUUCAACUGUCUGUUGUACGACCAUGCCACUGUCACUGCCUGUGUACCCAAUGAGGUUGAGUGCGAGCUGCCCUACACCAGCAGUGUAUGGGGACCCACCUGUGACGGUCUUGACUGCAUUCAUGAGGAGGUGAAACUGCCAGAACUUCAGGUGGGGGAUUGGCUAUACUUCUCCGACAUGGGAGCCUACACCCUUGCAGCAGCCUCGGGAUUCAAUGGCAUGCCAUCUCCUCAACGCUUCUAUGUCUGCUCGGUCAAGAAAUGGAGGGCCAUAUACCAGGAGGCCAGUGAAGCGAAGUGUCUGCCCAUCAAGUCUGUACCGCAGAUGAAAGCAGGCCACCAAAUGUAUGAGGCUGCCAACUUCCUGGGAUCAUCCCCUGCUGAAGGCUUCAUCGUGGGUAAUCUGGACAUCUAGCUCGUCAUGGACCAAUAUCAGCACCGGUCGUGUUAAGAUGCUACAACCGCUGUUGUCAAGUGUUAUCCAUGAUGACUUUGUCCAGAAGUUUGGACUCUUGUCUGCUUUCCAUAGCCUUAUAUGUUUGUGAGAUCACAGUUUGACAUCUCUUCACCAUACGUUUUCUUUCUAGUGUUGCUACAAUGGUAGUUGGCUAUUUGUAUAUGUAUUAAGCUUUAGGCAAAUUCACUGUCAUAUAUCUAUCACAGAGAGGUUUAGAGAAACAGUCAUCUUUCUUAUUACGAUUGAAAUAGUUCAGUGAGAGGGAGAAAUUCAACCGGAAAGGAAUGCUCUAUUUGAAUUGACUGAUUACUAUCUAAAACAGUUAGAGGAAAUGCUACACGAUUUCACAUGAUCUUUGAGUUGAGAAUUUUAACCUAACACUGUAGUCUGGUGUCCAGGGUAAUCCAAGUCAGAUAGAAUCAUCAGACAUUACUAGUCAUUGUACAGGGAGGCUUUAUACAAGUUUUUGACCUUUUGUAACCAAAUUUAUAUAACAUGUAUAUUUGAUACUGCUCUUUUGCUUUCAAGACCAAACUUAAUCAUCAGUCAUGAAUUAGAAUGAGAAGACAGACUCCAUAGCUGCCUCUUGUACAUCGCUCAUUUUCCUGCUUAAACAGGGACCAUGAUGCAUCUGUCAAUAUUACACCACUUUGAUAUGAUUAAUCAAUUUAUUUUAAAAACAUGACUUUUUUUGUGAUUUUCUGCCACAAAAACUACUACAUUACUAAUAAUAUAAUAAUAAGUCGAGGUUCUUAUAUACCGCUUUAUCACAACCUAGUUUGUAGGUUGUCUCAAAGCGGUUCACAAAUACUACAUGUAUUCUAGAGAAAAAUUGAUAGAGGCCCUUGUGGAUGAAUAGAUUAACUCACUGAUGUGGAUUGUAGGAGUUGUAACCAAAGAUUAUCUUUACAACCAUUUACAACCAUUCAAAAGAUAAACAUUUUUAAGCCAUUCUACACAUCACAAGCCAAUACUUAAAAGGUGCUGUAUAUCUUAUAAGUUUGUAAUCUAAUACUAUUCAGUAUUAUAUCAUAUAACUACAUAGAUAUGGAUUUAAGUAUGAUAUUCAAGAAAUUUCAUCUCAUUAAGAAAAAAUGAAAUGCGUCAUUAAUCCCAUUGAUAUUAUUAAGAGGAGGUAGAGUGGCAUUAUUUUACAUUGUUUGUAUAAUGUGAUACAUAUAUCUCAAGUGUAUAAUGUGAUGCAUAUAUCUCAAGUGUAUAAUGUGAUACGUGUAUCUCCAGCACUAGUCAUGUCUAUAUUUGUACAUGUUUCAUCUUUGGACCUAAAUCUUAAUGUGGAACCCUCGCCCAGCAUUAGUGUUGAUAGACAGACGAAGUACUGUCAUUGGAACCGUCAAUUUGAUUCAAAGGCAUAAGUCGUGUAGUAUUUUCUCUGUUCAAAGUAAUUGAAGGUGACAAGUCAGGGUCACUUAAACAUUGAAGCUGACCAGUUCAGGUCACUGACCCCUACAAGACUGGUCAAGGUCACUCUGACAUCAUGUGACUUCUCAAGAUCCCUAACCUAGGGUCACGAACACCAUGUGACCGCCCUCCUGUGUAUCUACGAUAGUAGCUAAGCUGUACAAACAGGGGAAACACCUGCCAGAAUUGUUAACUGGCCCCCUUUUUUUUAAUUUUUUUUUCGAUUCAUAUUUUAAAAGCAAAUUGUGCAUCUUUUAAUUUUCUGUUUGUUGCAGAUUUGCUAGAAGAGAAUUAAAAAAUGCAAAUUUA
This is a messenger RNA of Mizuhopecten yessoensis (Yesso scallop), 3570 nucleotides long. RefSeq names its product ornithine decarboxylase 1-like. Gene Ontology annotation, molecular function: ornithine decarboxylase activity. The transcript is spliced from 12 exons. Gene Ontology annotation, cellular component: cytoplasm. The record is from RefSeq and is a predicted model, not a curated record. Lineage: Eukaryota; Metazoa; Mollusca; Bivalvia; Pectinida; Pectinidae. The coding region runs from base 391 to 1797 and encodes 468 amino acids.